Molecule: messenger RNA, 1281 nt
Organism: Phialemonium atrogriseum
Lineage: Eukaryota; Fungi; Ascomycota; Sordariomycetes; Cephalothecales; Cephalothecaceae
Product: ribonuclease III
Exons: 1
Coding region: 1-1281 (426 amino acids)
Biological process (GO): RNA processing
Cellular component (GO): mitochondrion
Molecular function (GO): double-stranded RNA binding; structural constituent of ribosome; ribonuclease III activity
Source: RefSeq, a predicted model, not a curated record
AUGAAGAGGCUACGCUUCGAAAAAUGGUCGGGCCAAUUGCUCGGGGCUCGGCCAGGAGCAGCAUCUGCUUCAGCAAGUUGUUCUAAGCCCUUCAGAACCCACCACCUGUUCUCGUCACAGCGUAGCCAAUGGACGCUGGCAGCGGCGGAAACUCCUCAUGGGGAGGGAGGAGAGGAAUCGGCUUCACACAGAUUUCCACCCCUCGAUCCCGGGUCUGCGGGCCUGACCGCCACGUUCCCAUCACCACCUCCAGAACGGGCACUGAGCUCAGCAAAGCUUGCUGCCCUGCACGCCCGAUUAGCCCUUUCCGAAAAAAUACCACUCCAGACGCUUGCCAGGGCACUAAUUGACGCAACCGCCGACGAGAACCCGCGGUUCAACAACUCCAACCUCUCGUUCCUCGGCCAGACGCUCAUCAACUACCACAUAUCAGAAUGGCUCAUGUGCCGGUACCCUCGCCUUCCGAUGAGCAUCAUGUACGCCGCCAUGUCGGCCUACGGCGGGGUGAAGCCCCUACACCAAAUCGCACGGCAGUGGGGAGUUGAGAGCGCCGCCGCACCCGGCGGCGAGGUCGACGCAGGCCUGCUCCAGUUCUCGACGCGGAAGCCGGGGAUUACCAACACGGGAUUCGGCUACCGGCGGACGGAGGCCGCGUACCUCGAGAAGUUCAAAUGGAGACGCGGAAUCAACAGCCGGGUUGUCCUGGACGACGACUUCGGCGAUGUGGUCAACGAGGUGCUCCCCGAGGAAGAGGGACAAGACGGUGCGGCCGAGGUCUCGGAGGACGGGCCCCUGAAGCCGUACGGCACGCCCGAGACCCGGCAGGUGGCCGAGAACGCGCACGCGCAGUUCGUCCGGGCCGUCGUGGGCGCGACGUACGCGCACUGCGGCCGCGAGGCGGUCAAGUCGUUUGUGCGGUCGCACGUGCUCGCGCGCCAGCUCGACCUGUCGUCGCUCUUCAGCUUCAAGCUGCCGACGCGCGAGCUGGCCCAGCUGUGCGCGCGCGAGGAGUUUGAGCGGCCCGUCGCGCGCCUGCUCUCCGAGACGGGCCGCCGCUCCCGCACCCCCGUCUUCGUCGUCGGCAUCUACAGCGGCAAGGACAAGCUCGGCGAGGGCGCCGGCCCGAACCUCGACUCCGCCCGCUGGAAGGCCGCCAUGAACUCCCUCAAGGCGUGGUACCUCUACAGCCCCGGCGAGAACGUGCGGGUGCCGAGUGACAUGCUCGCCGAGGAUGCCAAGUCUUGGGAGCCGGUGUACAUCGACAUAGGGGAGGUCGUCUAA